Microthlaspi erraticum is the source of this 1185-nucleotide messenger RNA. The record is from the annotation of a GenBank genome assembly. NCBI's taxonomy places the organism in Eukaryota, Viridiplantae, Streptophyta, Magnoliopsida, Brassicales, Brassicaceae.
AUGGGGAACUGCUUUGAAUCAUGCUCAAAGAGGAAUGAUAAUGAGGAUGAAAACGUUAACUCGAAACCCUUUUCACGAGGUGGUAGUGGUACCGAAAGAAGGUCUAAGCUGUCACAUCCAUGGAGUUUAAAAUCUCUCGUUAGCAGAAAGAGUGACGCUAGUAGCAAUCUUGUUGCACCGAGCAAAGAAGGAGACAUAAUGAAUUCAUCACAACAUUUGAAGUCUUUUACGUUAGAUGAGCUAAAGAAUGCAACUGGAAACUUCUCUCCAGAGAGUCUCAUUGGAGAAGGAGGUUUCGGUUUUGUUUACAAAGGUUGUGUUAUUUAUGGUGAACCUGGAAUCGAAAUUACGGUUGCUGUUAAGAAACUUAAAACUGGAGCGUUUCAAGGACACAAGGAAUGGCUCAGGGAAGUGAAAUAUCUAGGAAGGUUGCAUCAUCCGAAUCUAGUGAAGUUGAUUGGGUACUCUUUGGAAGAUCAACACCGUCUUUUGGUUUAUGAGUUUAUGCCUAACGGAAGCUUGGAACAACAUUUGUUUGAAAGGGGUUCGAAUGUGCUUUCUUGGUCACUGCGUAUGAGAGUCGCGAUUGAUGCUGCUCGAGGGCUUUGUUUCUUGCACGAAGCUAAGGACCAAGUCAUUUACAGAGACUUCAAAGCAGCAAAUAUACUUCUUGAUUCAGGAUUCAACGCCAAACUCUCAGACUUUGGUUUAGCCAAAGAAGGUCCAACCGAUGACCGUUCACAUGUGACAACCGAAGUCAUUGGUACACAAGGUUACGCAGCUCCAGAAUAUCUAGCAACAGGUCAUCUAACAACGAAAUGCGACGUCUACAGCUUCGGUGUAGUUCUGCUAGAGCUUCUCUCUGGACGUAGAGCCAUUGACAAAACCAGAGCUAGAGAAGAAGAAGACCUAGUGGAAUGGGCGAAACCUUACUUGCGAGACAAGCGAAAAAUGUUUAGGAUAAUGGACACGAGGCUUGUGGGUCAAUACCCUCAGAAAGGAGCCUUUAUGAUAUCUUUCUUGGCUUUGCAAUGCAUCGGAGAGGUUAAGGCUCGACCAACGAUGCCUGAGGUCGUGUCUCUUCUUGAGAAAGUUCCAAUGCCAAGACAUAGAAACAGUAGAAGCAAAGGUCCAAGUAGUAACGCUUCUUCUUCGUCUUCAAAACGGUUUUUUAGAAAGGACUAA